Dracunculus medinensis (Guinea worm) is the source of this 1005-nucleotide messenger RNA. NCBI's taxonomy places the organism in Eukaryota, Metazoa, Nematoda, Chromadorea, Rhabditida, Dracunculidae. The record is from the annotation of a GenBank genome assembly.
AUGACAUUGGACGUUAUUGAAGGUCUCGUUGCUUGUGCCAUUUCAUCUACCUUUUUUGGUUCCAUGUUUGUACCACUCAAAAAGUUCGAUGUUGGCGAUGGAAUCUUUGCGCAGUGGGUAACUGGCACGGCCAUAUUUAUGUUUGGAAUGAUAGUCAGUGCUGCCAGAGGUUUUCCUGCAUUUCAGCCCUUUGCAAUGCUUGGCGGAAUAUUUUGGGCUAUCGGUAAUGCGACAGCAAUACCAAUUAUAUCGAUGAUAGGUUUGGGUAUGGGCGUACUUUUGUGGGGGGUAACCAACUGUGUAUGUGGCUGGGCGAGUAGUCGAUAUGGUCUGUUUGGCUUAAAGAAGGAAGUUCCGAACAACGUUUUAUUGAAUUAUAUUGGACUCGGUCUUGUCAUAUUGGGCGGUAUAUUUUUCUCCCGAGUUAAGUCAACUUCACGUCUGGCGCCCUCAUCCAAUUCCGCUAUUCACAUUGAAACAACUGAUCAAGAAGAAGCCAGUGAAUUUGACCAACUUCGGCGUGACCCACCUCUUAAUAAAAGAGUUCGUGGUAUUGUUUUGUCGCUCUUUGCUGGUGUUUUCUAUGGAACCACUUUCGUUCCCGUAAUCUAUAUUCAGCAGCACGAUGAUAAGGCAUCACAAAAUGGAUUGGAUUACGUAUUCUCUCAUUUUUGUGGGAUAUUAAUUACAACAACUUCUAUAUUUCUCAUUUACUGCGUAUUUAAACGCAAUCGCCCCUUCAUUAAUAAUCAGAUCGUGCUACCAGCGUGCCUGACGGGGACGCUGUGGUCAGUUGCACAACUCGCAUGGUUUUUUGCAAACGACCGUAUUUCACAGUCAAUAUCUUUUCCAAUAAAUAGCAUGGUACCUGGCGUUUGCGCUGCUUUAUGGAGUGUUUUUUAUUUCCGGGAGAUUCAAGGUGCUCGAAAUAUGCAAAUUCUUUUCUCUGCUAUAGGCAUUACGCUUACUGGCGCAAUACUUGUUGGCUUGUCCAAAGCUAUUUAA